Molecule: messenger RNA, 1458 nt
Organism: Lithohypha guttulata
Lineage: Eukaryota; Fungi; Ascomycota; Eurotiomycetes; Chaetothyriales; Trichomeriaceae
Gene: lag1
Product: Sphingosine N-acyltransferase lag1
Exons: 2
Coding region: 1-1458 (485 amino acids)
Biological process (GO): ceramide biosynthetic process
Cellular component (GO): membrane
Molecular function (GO): sphingosine N-acyltransferase activity
Source: RefSeq, a predicted model, not a curated record
AUGGCUACACACUCCGAGAGCCGGUCAACCGAUCGGGAGAACCUGUCGGUUGCACAAGUCAUACCACAUCGGCAACAUAAUGAGUCCCCCUCGCAGAAGACGGCUAUGCCUAGAUGGCCCAGAUGGCGACCCAAAGGCUCAGAAACAAGCAGUGUCGCUCGCGCCUGCAGGUGGGUGGUGGACCGCCAGAUCAGUAUCUCCUUGAAUUUCGUCGGCUUACUCUGCUUCGCACACAUGUUCUUUCCUCAAACACAGCAUCACACUCAAAAGUUCUUCCGAAUUUCCUAUUUGAACGAGUCGACGGGAAAAUAUGCUCUGGGCUGGGAUGACAUAUUUUUCGUCUUCUACUGGAUCAUUGUCUUCACGGGGCUGAGGUGCAUAAGCAUGGACUAUAUACUGAGCCCGCUUGCUGAAGCAUGUGGGAUACGAAAGAAGAAGGCCAAGGUGCGCUUUGCAGAGCAAGCCUGGAUCUUGAUAUACCCUGCCUUUACCUGGACCACAGGGAUGUACAUCUACUAUCAUUCGGAUUACUGGUUGAAUCUCAGAGCUUUAUGGCGUGACUGGCCAGUCCGUGAGAUGGAUGGCUUGACCAAGUGGUACUAUCUUGUUCAAUUCGCAUUUUGGUUGCAACAGAUCGUGGUCGUGAAUAUUGAAGAGCGCAGGAAGGAUCAUUGGCAGAUGUUCUCACACCACGUUGUGACCUGCGCCCUCAUAUUCUGCUCUUAUGGGUACCACCAGAGCAAGGUCGGCAACCUCAUACUGUGCCUGAUGGAUCUGGUUGACAUCAUCCUCCCUGCAGCCAAGCUUUUGAAGUAUCUACGUUUUCAAACGACGUGCGACAUCAUGUUUGGUAUCUUCAUGGUAUCCUGGUUCAUCACCAGGCACAUUCUGUACGUGUGGGUCUGCUGGUCGAUAUACGCUCACAUCCCUGAAGAGAUUCAAUAUGGAUGCUAUAAAGGCAGCACACAAGACCUACAAGGCCCGUUUCCAACACCUAAUAACUGGGUGCAUCUCACCUGGCCGUUUAGAGACCCAGUGGGCUUAGUAUGCUGGAACAACAACAUCAAAUGGGGAUUUCUGGGCAUGCUACUAGCUCUGCAGGUGAUCCUAUGUAUGUGGUUCAUCAUGAUUGUCAGGGUCGCUUACAAGGUGGUCACUGGACAGGGAGCCGAUGAUUCGCGUUCGGAUGUUGAAGAUGAGGACGACGAGGAAGAAGAAGAGGAGGAAGGCCUUGUCUCGAAGCGCAAUCUGAUGGACAAAGUGAACACUUGCAUUGACCCAAAGCCAUUUGUGGACACAGCUGCUCUUCAACGCAGUGGGCGUCCCCAUACACCUUUACACAAGUCCUCAAGGCGAAAAGAUGGCAGUGGACACUCGAGUGGUAUCAACGUGUUAGGUAGCAGUUCGGACAGGAAAGAGUUGCUCGGGAGAAUUGGUUGCGAAAAGCCUACGAAUUGA